This is a messenger RNA of Actinia tenebrosa (Australian red waratah sea anemone), 1380 nucleotides long. RefSeq lists its product as uncharacterized. The record is from RefSeq and is a predicted model, not a curated record. Lineage: Eukaryota; Metazoa; Cnidaria; Anthozoa; Actiniaria; Actiniidae.
AUGGCCGAAAAUGGUAAAGAGGAGAAGAUAUUCUCCAAGAGUGCCAUUUUAGAGAUUAAAUCACUGAUGGAUCUACAAUUUUUAACUUCGUUCAGUUAUAGUGAUACAGGUUAUGAUGAAGAUUAUGUGUACGAGAUUCAGAUGAUGAUGUCACUUCAAAUAUAUGUAUAUGAUUUGAGAGGUAACAUUUUAUUAAUUCAAAGAGUGUACAUUUGCAAACAAGGAGGAAACCAUCACAAAUAUCUAUCUGCUAGUAUGGAUAUUUUACGCUGUAUACYAAAAUUGUAUGGAGUUGGAUGUUUUCCUAUUGAGAUGUUUUAUAAAUCUGCUUGCACAAAGGUGUUMGUUGACUUCAUCGAAACCCAGAUCAUUCAAGGAGUCAAUUUUCUACAAAUCUCCGCUGGGAUUGCUGCAACAAAUUUUAAAGAGUACUGUGAAAAAAUGGAACGUUAUUCUCUCUUUCACAAUCAUUGUGGAAAUGAUUCGGAUCAGAAUGAUUUUGAAGGGUUUUACAGCAAUAUUCUGUUUUCGUUUCCAAGUAACGACAAAAUUAUGGAAAUAUUCUUAGCUGACUUUAAUGACAAAGAACCGAAUUAUAAAAGGGAAAUGGAAAAAUGCGCACAAGUUAGUAAAAUUAUAACAUGCGACCAUACUUUUAGAAUUAGUAAAUAUAUCGGGGCUUCAAGAGCUAGUGACAACAGGUUUAUUCGGCAAUUUGAAAACUUAUACAUAGUGAUGAACGAGAAUCGCCAAAUCGUAGGCUGGCGGCUUACAAGAUCAACGGCGUUUGAGGAAAUUAAAGAUUUAUUACAAUAUUUAAAGAGUGUUAUGAGAGAAGGGCUUGAAACGGUUAUCGUCGAUGAUUGUUGUAAAGUGAGAAAACAAUAUGAAUCAGUCUUUCCGGGCGUGGUCGUCAAGUUGGAUUUGUUUCAUGCUGUACAGAGAGUCGUGAAAACUUUUCCAAAAGGUACUGAAACAUCGAGACAAAUAUCUAAAGAUUUUGGGUUAAUAUUUCGCAACGACGGAGAUUGUGGACACCUUCGCAAUCAGCAAACGCCGCAACCUGAUGUUAUUGAACAAWAUCUAAACAAUUUCCUUAUUAGAUGGAGAGAACUUUUGAACUGUAACACUCAAACUAAAACUCUACAAGAACUGGAAAAUUUAAAAAUACAUAUACGUAAGGGAUGUUUAUCAGGACUUCCACCGGGACAAGGCACUGAGUGCAACGAACGUCUCCACCACACCUUAAACGAGAGUCUUCUUUGUGGUGCCACAACUAUAAGUCCGGAAAUCGCUGUUGCAGUUUUAAGUCUGAUUUUUUAUGGAAUAAAUGUAAAGAAAAUGGGCAAAAAACACCAAAGCAAUGCAAGAGUCGUACCU